CACACCGCACACCGCACGCGGCUCCCCCGCACCGACCGCGGGCACCGCGCAGCGCCUCCGGAGUGCCCCGGGCACCGCCUCCUGCGCGCUCCCCGCACCGGCUCCGUAGGCAGCAGCUGCUUCGGUCACCGGCUCGCACUCACCCCAAGGCUGGCUCCGCUGUGUCCCAAGCCCCCCGUGCCCGGCACCCUGGGCAGAGCUGGCGGCCCCGGCUGCAGAGAGAAAGCGGGAGCCCUGAAAAUAAAACCGAAGUCGAAGCGCUGUGUUCCUGUUGUGAGGUGCUCGUGACUGGGAGUAAAGUUGCCUUUUCUUCAGUCCUUUGGAGGUGAACUCCGAGAAGCUGCUUCCUCUGAGGUUGGUAAACAAAGUCAAACUUCAUCUGUGUUUAAACCAGUGCCUAAUUAAUGUGUCUAAUUGGCCCACAUCUACUAAUUCCAGGCUGGCAGGGAGUUUAUUAAAAAGCUUUUCUAGUUCUAAUGGAUUGAAAUAAGCAAAGCUGCUUAACAGUCUCAGAUGAAAGGCACUAACCAGGGACCCAGUGGUGUGGGUCUGUCUGAGUCAGUCCCACAUCCCAUCAGGCAUCAGCCCCCUCCUGGGUUUUGGCCACAAGGUGCUCCAGCUCUCUGGGGGCUUGGGGACCAUCCUGGUGUUCUCUGCUUCUUUUGGUUAUUUUUAAACACCAAAUUGAUGCUUUUGUUAGCCUUAGUAAAAGCAUCAGCUGUUCUGGGUUUAAUGCCAUUUAAUACCGAGAUUAUAGAUAGCCUGGCGAUGCCACGGGGUAUUUUUAAAGCAAUGGAUUACUUAAUUUCUGAAAAGUAUUAGUUAUCAAUGUGUGAAUGACAACCAGCUGCAGCUGCCCAGAUGGUGUCCUUGCACCACAACAGGCUGCAGGCACUGCUGGGCUGACCCCAGCCAGGCAGCACCAUGAGCUGGGCACAGAGUCCCUGAUGGGGCCCAGGCUGGAUGUAGCUGGGUUUACUUCUGCCCCAUGACUCCAUAAAUCAUCCUGUAAAUUAUCCUCCUGCUCACCAGAGCUGCCUUGUCUGUGUCCUCUGGCCAUGCUCAGGGUUACUGCAGGCUCAGUAACCUCGUGCUUUCUCUCUGCUCUGAGAAUUCCCACUGCCUCCUUCCCAGGGUCUUUGGAGCUCAGAUGGCUGCAGGCACUUUGCUCUGCACUGUGAUCUGGAAGCUCAGCAAGGGAGUCAAUGAAGUGUUGGAUAUAAACUGGUUGCAAGUGCAGAUCACCUCCACAUGGUCUCCAUGGAUGUGGCUUCCAGGUUUCAAACCCAGGGCAGGUGGACACAGCUCCACAUAUGACUGUCUUCAACCACCUUGCCCAGUGCCAGCCAAGCUGCCUCCUGAUAACCCACAGCUCAUUAGUAAGCCUUUCCCAAAUACCCUUCCUACCCAAAAUGGGUCCUGCAAAGGGCUGCACAGCCCCAUCCUCUCCAUCCUGCUCCCCCAGCAGCCUGAUCUCCCAGUGGUUGCACACAAAGCAGACUUGGGCUGGAAAUGCUGACAGUGCUCUUGACAGUUUAUGGUCACAGACUCUAUUUUCAGCCUAAUAAGUUUUUUAUGUGCUUGGAAAACUGUCAGUUGAACAUCAGCCAGGUAAAAAGCACCUGCCGUAAAGUGCCUGGACCACAACCAAAUGGGAAAGGUGCUGCUCUGCUUUGGCAAGUUCUUGAUCUCAGACACUUCAGUUGGUUCACUUAUUUGGUUUGAGGAUCUUGGCUCUAAUUAUAAAAUAAUAAGAUAAAAGAAUAACGCCUGUAUUUAAAAAUUUGUGGAAAUAUUUGCUGAGAGCCUGUUAAAUCAGAGCGAGCAGCAAGUCUGGAUUGGGGUUUGGGGUUGGGAGGCUCUGUGGUGCUGCUGCUGGUGCUGGGGUGGGCUGGUCCCUGCCAGGAGACCCUGGAUCCCAGUGAUGAAGGAGAGAGGCUUUGGGAGCAUGUCUGGAGGAGGGUCCUGCUUCUGGGGAAGGUGAAUGUGGGGAUGAGCUGCCACUCCCACUGCAGACUCACCAGAGAAACGUGGGCAUAUCCUUGGCCACAGGGAGAGCAGGGCCUGAUCCCGAGCCUGCCUCUGCUCCCACCAUGGACAUCACGAUGCUAUAAAUGACUUCCCUGCCUCACAGCCUGUGGGACUGCCAGGAAGGUCAGGGGUGGGGGGACAAAGGGUCUGGGAAUGAAUUGCAAGUAUGUGAGGCUCUUUCAGAGGGUUCCCCGGUGACAGCUUCGCCCCUCUCAUACCAGGCAGGCCAUGCCAUGGCAGCCCUGCAUUGCAGGCACUGGCACGGCCCUGAACUGCUGCAGGGAUGCUGUGGGACACCCCUGGGGAGUGAUGGGCUCUGGCAAUGCUGUGUGGCACAUCACAGCCCACGGGGCACCCGGGGAGCACCGUGUGUGGCUCCAGUGCCAAGGGCAAUAACCAGGUCCCUGCAUCCCACGGCACCCUCCUUGCCCAGGUGCCACUGCAGGGUACUGCAGGCUGGUGGGACAGGAGGCAGCACCAUCCAGGAGGGAAUGGUGGUGGGUCCAGUCCCGGGUGGGAUCUGCCCAUCCUACAGCCCUGCCCUGGGUGGGAUCUGCCCAUCCUGCAGCCCUGUCCUGGGUGGGAUCUGCCCAUCCUGCAGCCCUGCCCCGGUGGGAUCUGCCCAUCCUGCAGCCCUGUCCUGGGUGGGAUCUGCCCAUCCUGCAGCCCUGUCCUGGGUGGGAUCUGCCCAUCCUGCAGCCCUGUCCUGGGUGGGAUCUGCCCAUCCUGCAGCCAGGGUGGUGCCGCCCCAGGGCUCUGCUUCCCAGGCAGACAGUUUACAGCAAAUGGCUCCUCUCGGUCAUAAAAAUAACCCGGUAGGAAACAAACUGCCCCCAGCACUUCAACUGGGGAAAAACGCAUUUAUUAGUAAAACUCAAGAUGUCCUUUCCUGUUCUGCCUCUCAAGCUCAGGGAACCAGCGCUGAGAGGUUGACUGAGCUUCCCAGCCAGGCACCAACUUAUUUCAAUGCAGGGCUUGAUUCCUCCAAGCUGCAUUUUUCUUCCCCUGCUAGCGAUGCUCCACUGCUGGUCCCUGACUCCACUGGCCAGAACGGCUCUGGCUUUGGGGCCACAAGCGAUUUCCCAGCUGAUAGAGCUGUAAAUGCCCUGUGAAAUGUUCCCAGAUGCCCAUGCCUGAGAGCACAGCAGGUUCCCUGUGGGGAAUGAACAGAAUGAAACGAAAAUAUUUGUCUUCUCCUGCAGUGUAAGCACUGCACUGGGGACUUAUUUCUUCCUCCACCUUAAAACUGCAGAUUUUACUAAGUCUUGUUUAUAUGCAGAGGGUUUCCAGUUGCUUCUCUCCAGGCCUUUCUGUGGAAGGACUAACUGGGGAGAUGAGAAGCAUCCUCCCUCAAUUGCAAAUGCAAAAAUGUCCCUGUGUAUGCCUGGCCCAGCUGCUUGUCCCCUGCUCCAGCCCUGGCCCUUUCUUCCCAGCCAUGCUCAGGGGCUGUGUGGUGUCUCUGGGGUUACAGCAAACAGCAGCACAGGAAUCACAGCUGUUCCAGGCAUCAGGAGGCAGAUGUGUCAUGAAUCAGUUAAAGGGAAUCUAAUUAACAGUAGGCCUUUCUGGAGGCAGGCAAGCCACCUGAGCUAAAUGGAAAAAUAAAUCAAAGACUUCUCUGGGUUCUGAAAUAUUUAGUUGACUUUUAGGUCCUUUAUUUGAGAGUCUCCUGGGCUGGGAGCUGAGUAGUGACAGGCAGUGAUGCUCACCCAGGUACCCCCCAAGGCACCUCCACUCAUGGCCAGGCACAGACUCAGGGCAUGAGUCCGGAGGUUCAAGCCUGGUAACUGCUUGCCAACAGUCCCCUUUAUGGAGGCAGAUGAGAGCUGUGAGCUUACCCAACCUGGGAUUUGGAGGUGCUGAUGUGACUGCAAGCCCAGUGCCCAUCCUAUGCUGUGACUUUGGGAGAUGAUGUGUCCCUCACUCCCAGGCUGAGUCUGCAGGUUUAUCCAUGAGACACCCUCUGCUCCUCACCCAUGCAGCACUGGAAAGGAAAAUAAACCCUGCUCCUGCCUUCUGUGCUGCUGGGUUUACUCCCACUGGGGCUGACCAGAGCUGCUGGCAGUAAAUAUUGGGAUGAGGAGUUAUGAAACUGCCCUGGGGAAGCUGCAGCAUCCUGUGAUGGGUAUUGCAGACCCGUGGGGUUCUUGGGCACCCCCAGGCUCCUGGAUGAGCAGCAUCCUGUGGGAGCUCUGCAUCCCCAUCUCCCCUGGACUCUCAGCAUGGCACUGUGUGGCCUUCCCACCACUGCACACUUUUAAAGGGACAUUUUUGCCUCCAAAACCAAGUAACAAUUCAGUGAGAGUGUCUGGCUCUUGGCAUCACCACCAGUGAACCUGCCCCUGAGCUCUCCUCUGUGCCAGCACCUUCCCAUUGCCAGGACACCUCCUCACUGCUGUGCCUGGACUGGAGACAGGGCGGUGCUGCAGGGUGGGCUGUGCUGGCAAGAGCACACUGGGAGCUGUGGUGUGUGGUUGGGUGAUUAUCCCCAGCCCUGCUGAGCAGCACCUCCUCAUCAGAGCAAAGGCAGCCAGGACAGAGUUAAUCUGCCUCCUGUCCUUGGGUGUCCUCUGCACAGCAUGGAAGCAGCCUCUCUGAGGAGAAGCUGUGGUGCCCCUGGGAAGCCUGGGAGCUCUCUGAUGCUCCUUGGGGUAAACUUUUUGCCCGUGAGCCCAAACAAGCAGAAUAAUUUCACUCUGGCUGCGCUGUGCCUUGGCACGAAGGGCUCCUCAGGGAGCCCUGGAUCGGACCUGAGUGUCUCCUGUUCAUGGCAGAGCGGAGGUGUUGGGCGAAAUUCAAAAGACAGUCUCCUCCCAGGAUGCUGGGGAGGCAGCUCAGACACAGGGCAGCUCCCGGGGGUUUCUCACUGCCCCACUCCUGUGCCGGCACCUGCCUCAGCAGCGAUCGGCACCGAUGGCAGGGGCAGGGAGGGUUUGCCGCCGAGGGGUAUUUAAAGGGAUGGUGUGAAAACGGGCACAACUCCUUUAAGGUUGGGCUCAGCAAGCCGUGCAGGCCAAAGCCCUGCCCGCGGGUGCAGCCGCAGUCGCUGUGCAGCGCUCAUACCAAUGCGCGUUCGGCGGGAGCCGCUGCCGGGAGCUGCCAGCGCAUCCUCAGCCCGCCCGCUCCGCGGGUCCCGCGCGGCACGGCAUCACCUAUUUAUAACUGCACGCACUGCAGGAGCAGUAUUAGACUGAUGGCUUCACACAGUCACGCUAAGUGUUGCUCUGUUUCUGUGAUCUGCUCUUCUGCACAAGCUGUUGGUCUCCUGGAUGCCAAAACACUCUGCAUAGUGUAGACAAAGACUCUCACUUUUCAUUUUUAUUAAAAUCUUCACCAACAGCACCAGUCCUUGGCAUAUUUACCAGUUUUUCCCAGGCCACCUUGAGUAAUUGCAUCUACUAUUCCUUCCCAGUCCGAUCGAUAUCCUUGGUAAAUAACAUAACCUGUCAGCUCUGUUAUUGCUGCAGACAAAGGUACUUUAGCAAUGAAAUUGUUUUGCUGGAGAAAUAAAUACUUCUCACUGAAUCUGAGGAUGCUGUGACCUUUCAUUAGUGAUCUGAGUGACUCAUCCC
This is a messenger RNA of Pipra filicauda (Wire-tailed manakin), 5603 nucleotides long. RefSeq lists its product as uncharacterized. The transcript is spliced from 2 exons. The coding region runs from base 2115 to 3143 and encodes 342 amino acids. NCBI's taxonomy places the organism in Eukaryota, Metazoa, Chordata, Aves, Passeriformes, Pipridae. The record is from RefSeq and is a predicted model, not a curated record.